Molecule: messenger RNA, 1632 nt
Organism: Arctia plantaginis
Lineage: Eukaryota; Metazoa; Arthropoda; Insecta; Lepidoptera; Erebidae
Source: the annotation of a GenBank genome assembly
AUGCAGACGACGCUACAACACAGUCUAUACUCUAUUCCUGUUGCCUUCGAAUGUCUUCCAUGUGCGGAAGGCUGUGAAGCUUGCGAGGACGGUUCUCCAUGUGUGGCAGCAUUGAACUGGGUUGUAAGAACCACUAUCUUCGCACUGGCCUGCCUCGUCAUCUCAUGUUUACCUUUCAUCAUAUAUUUUACUAUCAAAUAUGGGCAUGUCAGGGUCGUUAGAGCUGCCAGUCCAGCUCUCCUUCGCGUCAUAGUACUGGGUGCACUGCUUAUCUAUUGCACUACACUCGUGAUGUACGGAAGACCAACAGUGUUUACCUGCACCGCCAGGGUGUGGCUGCGGGAAGUUGGCUUUUGCCUCACGUACGGGGCACUAAUGUUGAAGACUUGGAGGAUAUCAGUAAUUUUCCAAGUCCGAUCAGCGAAGGCGGUGAAAAUAUCAGACAUGUACCUUCUGCGUCGGAUCGGCAUCAUCGUUGGAGUAGCGUGUGUACUGCUCGCUAUUCGGACGUUGGUUGCACCGCCUGCAGUCAUCGUCGGGAGGACCAAGGAUGAUUUGAAGGCGUAUCUGUGUAAUACAGAUUGGUGGGACCACUCAUUUACUACGUUGGAGGUGAUUUUCUUGAUGUGGGGCAUCAGGCUGUGUAUCAUGGUGCGAAAAGCGCCUUCGGAGUUCAACGAAAGCCGGUUCAUCUCCAUGGCAAUUUAUAACGAAUUCCUUCUCUCUGUUUUCCUUAAUAUAUCCAUGUUAUUCCUACAAUCACCAGCGAACCCUGAUCUCCUCUACAUUAUAUUCUUUUGCCACACUCAGCUUACAGUCACUUUGUUGCUGUGCUUCAUCUUUGGGAGCAAGGUAGGCACGGCAUACAUGGUGUACAAAGGGCAUGGAAAAGACGAGCGGGAGAAAACGGGCAAGUUCAGAUCGCGGCCAGCGGAGUCCACAUACACGAUGACUACGAACAGAAGCGCCAGGUUCUGUGAUAAUAUGACUGAGAGGGAGCUUGAGGAGGAGUUUAGAAAAAUAUGCAACCAACUCGAAAAGCUUAGGGAGCGGUGCGGAACUGGAGCCAUCAUAUCACGGAGAAUUUCUGCCAUGCAGGAUGCUGCUACAGUUUAUGAUCGAAAGCCUCCCACUUCGGAGCAUUCUGCCCCACUCAAACUAAAUACAGUCUUCAGUGCUGUAGCUGACCGGCUAAUGUGUACAGUCACCCCAGCUGAAGAAUCCAGUAGUAGCGGCAGAGACAUGCCUUUUGAAGCCCCUCCUGCAUACAAACACAAAACCUUCAGUCCCACUAAAAGUAAUACAGAUAAUACAACCAGCCAUGCAGAACAGAGUCAAACGGAUGUUACUACUGAUUCGCCCAAAAAUCGUUCAGAUAUAAACGAAGAAGCAAAGGAAGAUAAACAGAACGGUGUGUUUAAAAUAUCCGGUGAACCUAACUGUAGUGACAUCCGACCACCAGAAGUAAGUAGGAAUGAUUACAACACUAUAAGUGAGAAAAUCAGUGAUCUAAAAUCGAGUCCCGGUAGUACAGAGACUGUGAAAGGUGUUAGAUCAGGGCAUGCAAGGACUCAUGCUAUAGUUAUUAAUUUAGAUGAUAAGAGUCGCUUUACUGAAGAGGUUACUGUCUAA